GCGGAGCCCGGCAGGGGGAUGAUGUCACCCGGAGCGAGUAGCGCGCGGCGUGGAACGCGUGUCGCGACCCCGGCUCCCGGCAGUGGCGCGCGCCGGCUCUCGCGCCGCACGGGACACGAGGACUGGGCGGGCAGCGAGUUGAGGCUAAAGGUUGGAUUUCAAGGCGGAGGCAGCUUCCGGAAGGACGCGCUCCGGUUGGAAGGUGGAGUGAGCGCCUGGUGGACUAGGGCACCUCAUUCUGCACCCCUGAGCCCGCCUCGGGAACUGCACGCGGCACCCCCACCCGCGACUCCCACGCAGACGGUAGUGCGGCCUGCAGGGUUCCCCCGGCGGAAGAGGCUAAUGGUUCGCUCCGCCCCGCCCACACAGAGGCCGCCCACUAGCUCCGGCUGCGUUUCUGGACUCCGGAGGAUGGGACUUGGCCUUCGCCCUCAGACGCUCUUAAGGGUAGGCGGCGUUGUCCUCAGUUCUUCCCCUGCACUCAGACCCAGACGGGGUCCCGGCCUCCGCCCUCGGACUAGCCCCUUGGAAGCCGGCCUGUCUCCGCCUUUAGACCUAGGGAGAGGUCUCAACCUCUGCUCUCAGACUCCGAAAAGGGCUUCUCAAAGACUUGGCCUGACCUCAGCUCCUCAUGUUACCCCACAUCUCAGCACACCAACACAGGGGUGCAGGACAGACACACAGACACUCAAUGAGGGUCAAAGAUCUUUAAAUAAGGUGCCAGGGACAAUAAAUACUGUACAGGGACAGGGUGCUCGUGAGCGUCCAGAUCUGUGGUUUCAGCCUCGAGAUUCCAAGGACCUGCAAGGGGGGUGGAGAAGGGACCUGGGUUCAACCGGGGCUCCAGGUAGAUGAGAGGCAGGAUUGGGGAUGCAGAGGCAAGGUGGGUGGGCUGAGGGAUCCCAGCCCCAGUAGGUUCCACAUCUUGGGAUGGAAGGAAGCUAAGGGGUCCCCAGGGGAUUCGGCCAGAAGAGCCUGGGGUGAGGGCCUGGGCCAGGGGUCAAGGGUCAGGAUCCCAGAGAAGGGGUCAGGGCUGGAAUGUCCAGGAAUCACUGGCCUGGUUUGGGAGCCUGGGGUUAAAGGGUGCCAUAGAGGCCCCAGGGGUGUAGUGAUCCAGGGACUCACGAGUA
Messenger RNA from Callithrix jacchus (white-tufted-ear marmoset), 1130 nucleotides. It is a transcript of the gene C22H19orf73, whose product is annotated as chromosome 22 C19orf73 homolog. NCBI's taxonomy places the organism in Eukaryota, Metazoa, Chordata, Mammalia, Primates, Cebidae. The record is from RefSeq and is a predicted model, not a curated record.